AUGCGACCUUCACUCUCCACUGUAAAAAAUACCUUAAGAUUUGCUAGCGACCACGUUGUUGUAUCCUUCAAAAAGAAGUCUUGGCCUGGUGGCAGAUCUGGCACCGCCAAAGCACCUGCUAAUGAGUUGGCAUUUGUUACACCCUUCUACCGUACUGUCUGCCGACUUUCUGUGCGAAGAAAAACGAUGCGAGAAACGUACGAAACAGAUGGUGAUCAGGUGUUGCGAAUAGGAUCGGUAGUUUUCGUGACACUUCAUCAGCUACUGCUGGUGAUUUUCAUCAGGAAUAUUUCUAUGCCACUUUCUGACAGCAUAGAGGACUUCACUUCAGUGACCAGCGAGGCACCAUAA
Necator americanus (New World hookworm) is the source of this 351-nucleotide messenger RNA. RefSeq lists its product as uncharacterized. The record is from RefSeq and is a predicted model, not a curated record. The transcript has a single exon. The coding region runs from base 1 to 351 and encodes 116 amino acids. NCBI's taxonomy places the organism in Eukaryota, Metazoa, Nematoda, Chromadorea, Rhabditida, Ancylostomatidae.